CUCCACAAACUAACUAAACCAACUACAAAUGAGUUAUAGGAUAUAAAUCAUACAAUAAUCAGCAAUUUAUCAUUAAAUAUUGAUUGGAAUAAAGUGUAAACGAUGAAAAGAAUGCGAUAAAUAUUGAUAAGCAUAUAAACGACGAUAAAAUCGGACACUUCCAAGUGUUAUCUGCACUUGAACCACCCACGAAACGAUGAGUGUUUCCGAUGAGAACGUCAACAUAAAAAAUUCGCCACAAUUUUGCAGUGACUCAAAGCAGACAUGUUCAAAAUUAAUACGAAAGCGGAUACUAACGCCGCACAGAGGCAAGCGAAGACGACACCGCUCGUCGACGACUACGAGAUCUCGAACAAAGUGCUGGGCCUAGGGAUCAACGGCAAGGUGGUGCAGUGCGCCAAUCGCAAAACCAAACAAAAGUAUGCACUCAAAGUGCUGCUGGACAAUCCGAAGGCUAGGCGCGAGGUGGACUUGCAUUGGCGUGCGAGCGGUUGUCGGCAUAUUGUCAACAUAAUCGACGUCUACGAGAACACAUAUGGCGGCAAUAAAUGUCUGCUCGUCGUGAUGGAGUGCAUGGAGGGUGGUGAACUGUUUCAGCGCAUACAAGACAACGCCGAUGGCAACUUUUCGGAGCGUGAGGCCGCACAGAUCAUGCAUGAAAUCUGCAUUGCCGUACAUUACCUGCACAGUCGAGAUAUUGCGCAUCGUGACUUAAAGCCAGAGAAUCUGCUAUAUACCAGCAAUGAUAAGGAUGCCAUAUUGAAAUUAACAGAUUUCGGUUUCGCAAAGGAGACGUUUAUAAAGGACACAUUACAGACCCCCUGCUAUACGCCGUACUAUGUUGCUCCCGAGGUGCUUGGCCCCGAGAAAUACGACAAGAGCUGUGACAUUUGGUCGCUGGGUGUCAUCAUGUACAUACUGCUCUGCGGUUUUCCACCAUUCUACAGCAACAACGGUCUGGCCAUUUCACCCGGCAUGAAGAAGCGUAUACGCACAGGUCAAUAUGACUUUCCCAACCCGGAAUGGGCCAACGUUAGUCAAGCAGCCAAGGACUUAAUCAAAGGCAUGCUCAAUGUUGACCCCACCAAACGUUUGACAAUCGAGCAAGUGAUCAGAAAUAAAUGGAUUGCACAAUAUACACAAGUGCCACAGACGCCGCUCUGCACGGGGCGCAUGCUCAAGGAGGGUGAGGAGACAUGGCCGGAGGUGCAGGAGGAAAUGACGCGUUCAUUGGCUACAAUGCGCGUCGACUACGAUCAGGUGAGCGAAAAAAUGCACGUGAAAGCGCUGGACAAAUCCAAUAAUGCAUUGCUGACGAAGCGGCGAAAAAAGUUAGAGGAAGAAUUGGCGGCACAGAAGAAAAAGUAAAUAGUUUUCAGCGCGAUAAAAAAAUGAAAAGUGAGUUGCCGCAGAUUUAUCAAUAAUCAAACAUACAUAUAUGUAUACAUAUAUACAUAUAUGUUGAAUUAAAAUGUGAACGGAAAGUAUAAUUGUAAGUGCAAGGAUUGAUGCAGCAAAGUAAAUUACAUACUUAUAUAUGUACAUACAUACACACUUAGUGGAGCAGGCGAAGGCAUAAAUACGUACAUAGAUGGUAAAUGGACUCGAGGUGCAUGCGGAGCUCGUUUGUAUCUCUCGAAGAUUUCGAUUGAUUUUUUUUUUUUUAAUUGAUAAAUGCAGCAAUUUUGCUGGUGUUUUUGUGUUAUUUUUACAUGAAUACAAUAACUAGUAUUUACCAAUAAGUGCAUAAAUAAGCAUGUAUGUAUAUAGCAUACAUACAUACAUACAUAUAUGUAUAACACGUAAGUGCUCUUUUUCCUUUACUGUGUAAAAGCUUAGUUUUGUAGAUUAGAAUAUGCGCGUUGAUUGCUUAUAGCAAACGCUAAUUAAUUGAUUACUUCACUUAAAAUAUAAAUACUUGAAUACAUACUUAUGUAUGUACUUACGUAGCAUUAAAAUACGCUAAAUGUAAAACGGUUGCGUGAGGUAAAAGUGAUUUUUGUGGCAAAAAAUACAUUUAUAAAAAUAAUAUUUGUGUAUGUAAUUAAAAAUAAAAUAAAAACAUAUUGACAAAUCAGUUUGUAUUGUUGGAAAAAUAAUUAUGAAGCAUUUUGUCAAAAGUUUUUAAUGUCUAAAAAUGUUUGCUUUGCAUUUGUUUUUAAAAUUUUUAAAUAAAAAUCUGCUUACUCAAGAAGAUUUUGUGUGGACAGCAAAUAAACUGCUUUAUUGCAACGAAAAACUAAAAAAAUUGCCAAGACAAAUAAUAAAAAAUUUACUACAAACACACAUGCAUACAUACAUAUAUUACAUACAAGUAGUUAGGCCUCUUCUAUAGCUAUAUAUACUAUAUAUGACAUUCAUACUAUAUGCACAAUAGGUUUCGCGUUUACUUUGGGGUGCCCGAUAUCUUCCAAGUUGAUUUCUUGGUCUGGAAGUCUCAGUUUUUUCCCUAAAAAACAGAAUCCAAUGUAAACAAACGCUUUAUUUUUAAUUUAAAUCAUAUGUACCAUACCUACAUACAUACAUUCAUAUAUUAUGUAUAACAUGGGACUCUUUGAUACAUAUUUUGUGCUCGGCAAUUAAAUGCAUUGAUUUGAAACAGUGAUAAUCUAAUACAAAUUUUUCCGCUCUAUAAAAAAUAUCUGCAUGAUUUUUCAUAAAAACUUUGCUUUGAAAGUUAUACGCAGUUAAAGUUACUCAUCAAAUCGCCUUAGCAUCCAUACAAGUAUACAUACUGUGUUGCUCAUACGGCAUGGUGUACUAUAUGAAUACAGUAGCUUUGGCGCACAACUUUAACUGCGUAUAACUUUUAAAGCAAUGUUUUGAUGAACAAAAAUGGUACAGCUUUUAUGUAGAGCGGAAAUUUUUGUAUUAGAAUAUCCACUUUUUAAAGUUUUAGGUUUAUUUACUGUGGAGUUAAGACAUUUAUUGCAAAAGAUCAAAUCAAAGUAUCCCUAAAAAAUGCAAAAGAAAAAAAUUUAAAUUUCAAAAUGGAAGAAAUUAAAAUGAUUCAGGCUUAAAUUGAAAAUAAUGCGCUUGUUUACUUUGGAUGCUUAUUUUAAGCACAAAAACCGAAAUUUCUCAAGGCGUUUGCAAAAAAAAAAUGAUGAUAUGUACUAUAUAGCCCAAAAAAGCUGGUUUUGUAAUUACUUCGCGGUUGUACAACCAUACAUACAUAUGUUGCCUGUAUACACACCUUGACACAAACAUAAAAAUAUGUAAAUGUUUGUACCUACAUAAGUAACUAAAUGAAAUUGUAUUGUUAACUGAAAAUUGUGUUAAUUCAUUGAAAAUUUAUGCAAUUAUUAACUUAUUAUGAAAAUAAAACAAAAAUACUAAAAUUGUUGAGAUAAAACAUUUAAAGCCAAUAUUUAUAGUUAUUGGUUAAAUAUAUUAUUAGUGUAUGCAGAUGUAUUAAAAAAACAUUAAUAAAGUAUUGACUUAAUUUUUGUAA
This is a messenger RNA of Bactrocera dorsalis (oriental fruit fly), 3454 nucleotides long. RefSeq names its product MAP kinase-activated protein kinase 2 (gene MAPk-Ak2). The coding region runs from base 265 to 1368 and encodes 367 amino acids. NCBI's taxonomy places the organism in Eukaryota, Metazoa, Arthropoda, Insecta, Diptera, Tephritidae. Gene Ontology annotation, cellular component: cytoplasm; nucleus. Gene Ontology annotation, biological process: peptidyl-serine phosphorylation; protein autophosphorylation; intracellular signal transduction. Gene Ontology annotation, molecular function: ATP binding; calmodulin binding; calcium-dependent protein serine/threonine kinase activity. The transcript has 7 exons. The record is from RefSeq and is a predicted model, not a curated record.